Closterium sp. NIES-67 is the source of this 2457-nucleotide messenger RNA. The record is from the annotation of a GenBank genome assembly. NCBI's taxonomy places the organism in Eukaryota, Viridiplantae, Streptophyta, Zygnematophyceae, Desmidiales, Closteriaceae.
AUGUCAAAAUUUGAACCUCCAACCAAUUCCCUUCCCUCAACCGCACUGCACUCCUUUUCAACCAGAAUUUCCAACCCUUCCUCUCCAAGCUCCUCACAAACACCUCCCCGUCAAUUACACCAACCCCAAACAGCCGCGCGCAAUUUCUGCACGCCAUUACAACCAGAGAACCCUAUUUUUUUCUAAGUUCAGGGCCCGCGCCCAUGUUCCCCCCCCUUUCUGGCACAAUUAAGCAACGCGAUAUGCGGAUGGGCCUUUAGGAGCCCUCCUGAGUGCUCCUGAGUAACGCCAGCAGUCACGAUAUUUAGCUAGGAGGGCUCCCACUCUCUCCCUCUCUCAAGCGGUCCUGCUCAUGACGAUGUACAUAAAAAUGUCGAGAUGCGAAGUAUUAUGGUGAUGGUGGUGAAGCCCUUACCCGUCCUAGUAUGUGUUCAGUUUAGGAGCAAGCGGCAUAUGAUGAACCUAAUCUGAAACAAUUCUCCGGUUGGCCGAUCAAAGAUCUGAGGCCAACAGAACUAGCAAAGCAAGCCUAUGAACAACAUGUUCACUUGCUUGUGUCUCUCUUCUUCCGACCCACGCCACACAGGGAUCUCUCGUCCAACAGUAUCACUGGCUCCAUUCCCAGCAGCAUCACCUCGCUCACUCAACUCGUUUUUCUAAAUAUAGGCGGGAAUCUCUUGGAUGGAUCCAUUCCAGACUCUCUUGACUCGAUGGUCGUGUUGAUGAAUCUAAAUAUGAGUGGAAACCACUUGAAAGGGUCCAUUCCAACUACUCUUGGCAGCAUGGGCAGCUUGAAGUUUCUGUACAUGAAUGAUAACCAGCUCACUGGGAGCAUUCCGGGCUUCAUCAACCCAAUGAAUCUGACUGAACUGUACGUACAUGUCUGUAUUUUGUUAUUCCACAAGCACGAUCUCAAAGGACGUCAUGCAAGUGCAUUGUUACAAGUGAAACAGCAGUCAUAACUUGGAGACUGAGAGCACCUGGCAUACAUGCAUACACACACACACGCACACACGCAUGCAUGCAUGCAUUCCUUUGUAGUGUCCACAAGUAAGGACGAACGGUUAUCAGGUUUGAGUACUAUUGCAAGCUAAGUCUUGUCAGGAACAACAUGCUCAUCAGUGUAUCAUUCAAUCUGCCGCACGUACGAGCAUGUAAUUAAUGUAUAAUCGCUGGUGUACAUUAUGUGCACGUCGAAAUGGCCAUAUGUCAUAGCAAAUGCUCCGAGAAGAUGCUGGAACUGGUUGCCUUUUGGCCCUUGAGUGCAGGCUCCUCAUAUUCGACUGGGCGUUGUCAGCUUUGCCACGAUGUCAAGAUUGUAAUGUUGUAUAUUGUCCUUAUUGCACGCUGUGCUUCCUCCUACUGGUUAUACUCUUUCUCUCGCUACAUAUGGUCGUUGUUCUUCUCCUGUCCAUCAGGGUGUUGAGUGGGAAUCAGCUGAGCGGCCUCAUCCCCCCUCUAUUCAUUCCUGCGAACAGCUUCAACGUCUGUGGCUCGACAACAAUUCGCUGAGCGGGAUCCUUCCAUACUCUCUUGAGGUCAUGUCUCAGCUUACCUCCUUGAGAAUCAAUGACACGAGCCUCAACGGAACGUUGCCAACGUUUCUUGGGAGUUUCAGUUCCCUCGAUUCACUGUACGUGAAGCACUAGCCAUCCACCACAUGGUCCGCACCGCCCAUGGCAUGGAGCUAUGCAUGGUGGGUGCAGAGCAUGUUUGCUACAAAUCGUAGGUGAUUUUUGAGUCGACUCAAAAAGCAUGUUUGCUACAAAUCGGAAACAGCAUCUGAGGCUCUUCAAACUGACCAAAUCUUUGUGGCAAAGUGUGCUGGGAGAUGUUGAAGAUGGUAGGUAGGUAUGGCUACGGGUAGGAGCACAUCGCAAAAAUAUUGUGUGCAAAAUGUGUCUGAAAAGUGUCUAGACUAACACAAACCGGUCACUUUUCAAAGCACCCUGCAGUGUCUCUGUUGGGUCUUGGUGUGUCACACAGAACGAACACAAAUUGAACACUUUUUCUGGAUCCGAAAUGUGUCCGAAAUGACUCUUGCCUGAAUAACAUUUCUACAUUGCCCGUUCAUUCGCUACACCAUUCAAUACACGCAAAAUGUUCAUGAAACUCUUACUUAUAAGCAAUGUUAUUACAAACCAAGGCGUACGAAAAAUACAAUUACAACAAAGCGGCUAACUACUAGUGCAGAAGCACAAAGAGCUCAUUUGUCAGCCAUAUUAUGCCAAUGCCAAGGGCUUCAAACAACAUCACCUGCGUGCAAAACAGAAGUACGUGACAUUAGGCCAAGGUGCAAAACGCCGAUUUUUUUUAACAAUCCCGUGUAGACAUGAGCAACGAGGCGAGCAACGAGACGAGGUGCAUUGGGAGGCAAAUAGGUCUGUAGGGCGACCAUUAGAGCCACUCCAAGCACGCCUGUUAAAAGCCAGCAAGCUCCGGGCCGGGAGGAAUGGG